Messenger RNA from Colletotrichum karsti, 2727 nucleotides. RefSeq lists its product as uncharacterized. The coding region runs from base 1 to 2727 and encodes 908 amino acids. Gene Ontology annotation, molecular function: nucleotidase activity; DNA binding; zinc ion binding. The transcript has 6 exons. Lineage: Eukaryota; Fungi; Ascomycota; Sordariomycetes; Glomerellales; Glomerellaceae. The record is from RefSeq and is a predicted model, not a curated record. Gene Ontology annotation, biological process: nucleotide catabolic process; pyrimidine nucleobase metabolic process; DNA-templated transcription.
AUGGCAGAAGCAGCCACAAAUGGCGUCAAAGACACCAGGCCGGUGUUCUUCUUUGACAUCGACAACUGCCUCUACUCUCGUAGCCACAAGAUUCACACCCUGAUGGCAAGACUCAUCGAUCAAUACUUCAUCACACACCUAUCGCUACCGGCCGAGGAGGCCACCAGGCUGACCCACGAGUACUACACGCUGUACGGGCUCGCGAUAGAAGGCUUAGUCCGACACCACCAGAUCGACCCGCUCGACUUCAACGAUAAGGUCGAUGACGCCUUGCCUCUGGACGAGAUUCUCAAGCCGGAUGUGGAACUACGCCAACUCCUCGAAGAUAUCGAUAGAUCCAAGGUCAAACUCUGGCUUUUCACGAACGCAUACGUCAACCACGGCAAACGGGUCGUGCGACUCUUGGGCAUCGACGACCUAUUCGAGGGACUGACGUACUGCGACUAUGCCCAGCUGCCCUUCCUCUGCAAGCCUUCGAAGGAUAUGUUCAGGAAGGCUAUGAAGGAAGCGGGGGUUGAGAAGCCCGAAGAUUGUUAUUUCGUAGAUGACUCUCAUGCCAACUGCAAGAGCGCUGAGGAGCUUGGGUGGAAAGCAGCACACUUGGUCGAGGAGGACUUGCCGUUGCCGGAGACCAAGGCGUCGAAGUACCAGCUUCGUCAUUUGCGGGAACUACGGAACACCUACCCGCACCUUUUCAAACCCACCGCUUCCAAGAAUGCACGAAAGUACUGGGAUGAGGAUUAUGUCAGAGCACUUGAAGCUCAAGUACAGUCACUUCUCUUAGCUCUGGAAAAGCAACAGGAAGGCUCCGACAAGGAACCGUCGCCGCCACUGUCGCUCAGUGACCACGUACCACAACCCCCCGAGGCUCUCCCUGAUGGCCUUGACGAGGCCGAAGCAGCUGAGCUUGCUGAUGCCGUCGCCAAUGAGGGCUCAACUGUUCACUUUAGAGGAGACCUGGACAACGCAACACCAACGGGUAAAGAUGCGCAAAGCCAAGAGAGGUCUCAACGAGCCAUGGAGGAGUUAUGCGUGAUGCUCUGGAGGACAAAUGUCGGCGACGGCGUCACCAUCAUUAACGACCCCACCACCGGAUCUCGAUACGACCUCGAAGCUGCCCAACAGCUUGCUCCAUCGGCUCAUUUCACCCCGCCUGAUAAUGUUCUUGCUUAUUGCCGGCAAGGAGGUCUCAUCUACGAGAUGGCCGAAACAUUUCUGCAAAACAUCAACAGAGAGCAUCAGUUCACUCCAUACACAACCACAGAUUUCCUUCAGAGAUAUCCGUAUCAGGAUCCGGACGAGGCCUUCCUGCACAGCUGCAUCAUCGCGACAGGCACGACUUUCUCCCUUAGGCCCGACGCGAUGAAGAUUGGAGAUACCUUCGGCCAGUUCGCAGAGAGCCUGGCCUUCACUUGCUGUCGACAAAACCCCACGGUCAAAGUCAUCCAGGGCCUCUCGAUGAUGUCUUGGCGAUCUUUGGCACUCGGCCGGGACCACUUCGGAUGGAUAUUCAUCUCCAUGGCCGCGGGUAUGUGUGUUCACUUGAGACUUCACGUCAUGGCCCUAGACGAGUGUGAGGCAAGGCAACUCGAAGCAAGUGAAGAAGACAUCCGGACGUUCUGGAUGUUCUACAUUAUUGAUCGCACGGCCAUCUCUAUUCUCGGCCGCAACUGUGCUCUACCUUGGAGGAGAGUCAACGUCCCUAGUUUUGACACGACAUUUGAGAGCUCGACAGCAGACCUUGCUCAAAUAUCUUUCGCAUGGCAGUGCAAGCUGUGGUAUCUCCACGACCAGUACAUGGAUCAAGUCUUCUCCACGACAUUCGAAUCCCUCCCCAUACCGCAGCAAGUCCGUGUCUUAGUCGCAAGUCAAGACGCCCUCAACGCAUUUUUCCGAUCUCGCGACAAUCGACUACAUCUGACCGGAGACUCAACACCGAAACCGGUCAUCCUCUUCCACCUAGCGUAUCAAAUGACGAUUCUCAUUACGAUGCCGCCAUUCCUCCGCAUAUUUGCCACAAUCUCACAAGCCUCAACCACUUCAUCCGCAAACACUACAGGGCAGAACUCGGAGUUCAUGCUUCUCGUGCUCCGCUCUCUCACCGCCGCCGCAACAGCUACCUCGCGCCUGGUCAGGACCUACCGCCGGGCACAUGGAUUCGAAACCCCCGCCAACCCGGUCAUCAUCCACCAUCUCCUCAGCGCAGCCAUCGUCCACCUCAUGAACGCAACGAGCUGGACACCCGCCCUUCGCCACCAGAGCACAUACUGGCUCCGUCAGUGCCUGGAGCUCCUGCGGGAGCUGCAAGUAGCCUGGCCUGUCCGCGCCGUAAAAAGCAUCACGGUUAUCCGAGUUCUGGCCCAGCGCUGGGGCGUCAUGCGAGCGCUCCCCAUCGAAUUCAGUUACCAGAUCGAACCGACCGCACCGGGAGCCGAGAGGGAUUUUAUGGCUAGCAGUGCGCAGCAGAAGCAGGUUAACGAUGCCAGUAUUGCUGCUGGUAAUCAGUUGAACCUAGAGUAUGAGUGGGAGUCCUACGCGGCCGCGGCUGAAGAACAAGUCGACUUUAACGCUCUGGACAUGAAUUCGUUUGCUUCUCUGGGGACGCUUGACGCGUCUGGUCUCGGCGGCGAUCACACAAACCCUGUGGGACCCGUCGAUUUCCUCCAAGCGUUCCAGGGUCUAGCGAAUUGCGACGAUUUCAGUUGGCUUUCGGGCAAUACCAUGUGA